Molecule: messenger RNA, 1260 nt
Organism: Sordaria macrospora k-hell
Lineage: Eukaryota; Fungi; Ascomycota; Sordariomycetes; Sordariales; Sordariaceae
Biological process (GO): carbohydrate catabolic process; fungal-type cell wall biogenesis
Molecular function (GO): mannan endo-1,6-alpha-mannosidase activity
Source: RefSeq, a predicted model, not a curated record
AUGAGAUUCGUCAAGUCGGUACGGCCCGCGGCAGCGGCCAUCUCUUUGAUAUCUGCCGGCAUCCCCAAAUCCCUGGACAUCAGCAGCACUACUUCGGUUCAAAGUGUCGCCAAGACCAUUGCCCAGAAUACCAUGUCCUUCUACAAGGGCACAGACGAGCAAUUUGUUGAUCUCGAUGCCCCUUACUACUGGUGGCAAUGUGGUGCCAUGAUGGGUAGCAUGCUUGACUACUCGCACUACACUGGCGAUCAUACCUACGACAAGAAGAUUGCAACUGCCAUUCUCGCUCAAGCCGGCCCCAAAUUCGACUACAUGUCUCCGGCCCAUGCCGGCCAAGAAGGAAACGAUGACCAGGCCUUUUGGGGAUUCGCCGUUCUUGCGGCUGCCGAGCGUAACUUCCCUCAGCCCCGAUCUGAAAUCCCGGGAUACCUUGAACUUGGCGAAAACAUCUGGCAAUCACUUGCCUCGCGAUGGGAUACAUCAACCUGCAACGGUGGCCUUCGGUGGCAAAUCUUUGAAACGAACCCCAACGGUCUUGAUUACAAGAACGCGGUCAGCAACGGCGGAUUUUUCCAGCUCUCGGCACGUCUGGCUCGCAUUACCGGCAACCAGACCUACGUCGACUGGGCAAACAAGGUGUGGGAUUGGACCCAGGGAACUGGUAUGAUUAACGAGCACUACCAGGUCCUCGACGGUGCCAGCUCCGGAAAGAACUGCUCCAACAUCAACGCCGCCACGACGGUAUCCUUCUCCUACAGCCAGGGCAUUUACACGUACGGCGCCGCCGUGAUGGCUAACAUCAGCACCGGCGCCGACCAGGAUAAAUGGGUCGAUCGCACCGAGAAACUCCUCGACAGCUCGCAAAACUACUUCACCCCCUUCGGCGAUGUCAAGAACUCCACCGACGUCAUGUACGAGCACGCCUGCGAGCAUAUCGACAUUUGCAACACGGACAUGAAGUCCUUCAAGGGGUAUUUCUCGCGGUUCGUCUACGCCUCCAAGGUGAUGGUCCCUUCCAUCAAGCCCACGGUCGAUCGGUUGCUGCACACCUCCGCCAAGGCUGCUGCCCAGGGGUGCCAGGGUGGCCAAACCGGAACGAUGUGCGGAAGGAAGUGGUAUGUUGAUGGGUUCUAUGGAGAUGCCGGGUUGGGAGAGCAGAUGAGCGCGUUGGAGACGAUCCAGGGCAUCUUGGUCGACCAAGCGAAGCCACCUCUCAAGGGCGACGAUAUCAAGAUCGUGAGGACUUUUGCGUCGUCGUAA